Molecule: messenger RNA, 483 nt
Organism: Sparassis crispa
Lineage: Eukaryota; Fungi; Basidiomycota; Agaricomycetes; Polyporales; Sparassidaceae
Exons: 1
Coding region: 1-483 (160 amino acids)
Source: RefSeq, a predicted model, not a curated record
AUGGAGCCCGCCAUUCUGUUCGCGCCGUCUCAGCUAAUCUUGGUCGCCUGGCAGGCAGCGGGCACACGGUCUUGUUCUGCCGCCGAUCUUCCUCGACCAAAACGGCCGCUUCUGUCAGGGACAUACUCUCUUGUGGUUCUCCGGCAUGUCAUGCCGAUACCCCCCAUCCUGAGUUACCGUCGGAAGAGCUUCCUUUCGCCUAACUAUCAGGAACGCGAUGAGGUUCGCUGGAUGGCUAUCGUUAUCGUUGUGGCCGGCUUCCCGAGGAAGAGGAGGUGUGCAGCGCCGCCACGGAUCUUCGACCCAGCCCUUUGGAUACCGAGCCCUUGCGGUGCCAGCUCUGGAGAACCGGAAGGUCGGAAUGUUGCCCUCUGCCCUCGAGCGGAACAGUGCCCCGCGCACAUUAUUGUGGGCGUAGACGCCGUAUUCUCCGACUCCACUGAUGUCUGCGGCGCACCGUCGUUGUGCGGUGCUCAGCUCUGA